AUGUUGGCACUUCUCUCCCCUCUUGUUGUCUUUGCCCUUAGUGUUUUCUCGUCAACUUGGGCCCAAACUCCCACCGGAGGUGAAGUAUUCAAAUGCACCAGGUACGCCUUAGCCAACACUACCCGACCUAGUUGUAAUGAGCGUUAUACUUGCGCCGGUCAAUGUACUGGUCCUUUCAUUGCCGCACAAAACUGUUUUUUGCUCAGCAAUAAUACCGAUUUUCUGGGAAACCCUAAACCGAAUACACCAGCCAAUCCUGCAGUACCUAAAGUGAUCUGCGACGUUGGCUAUGGUCGUAAUACUGCCGCAGCCAGUGCAUGCCUCACUAAAACUGGCACUUAUAGUUGCAACGGAGGUCCGGUGGCAGAAACCUACGCCACUUGUUACAAAUGUGUUGUACCCUAA
Messenger RNA from Melampsora larici-populina 98AG31, 405 nucleotides. RefSeq lists its product as uncharacterized. The record is from RefSeq and is a predicted model, not a curated record. The coding region runs from base 1 to 405 and encodes 134 amino acids. Lineage: Eukaryota; Fungi; Basidiomycota; Pucciniomycetes; Pucciniales; Melampsoraceae. The transcript has 5 exons.